CACACACACACAUACACACGCACACACACACACGCGCGCGCACACACGCACGCGCGCACACGUGUGUGUUGGCUGCGUGUGUGGAUAAAGUGAAAGAAACACGCAGACGAGGAUACGAGGAACUUACUUUCAGGCGGGACGUAGCGCGACACAGGAAAUAAUGCUGUGUAGGCUCAGGACACCCAAAAUAUUGAGGCCUAAAGAGUACACGGAGGUCCCAGAUGGAGGCUGGGGCUGGGUGGUGGCUGUGGCCUUUUUCUUGGUGGAGGUCUUCACCUACGGCACCAUUAAGAGCUUUGGCAUCUUCCUGCAAGACCUGAUGGAGGAGUUUGGGGAGAGCAACAGCCGAGUGUCCUGGAUUGUUUCCAUCUGUGUUUUUGUUAUGACCUUCAAUGGUCCCCUUUCCUCCAUGUUGACCAAACGAUUUGGCUUCCAACUUGUCGUCAUGUUCGGAGGUCUUCUCGUUUCCUUGGGCACCAUUACUACAGGUUUUACGUCCUCGAUCAAUCAAAUGUACCUCACAUACGGCUUGAUCGCAGGUUUUGGCUACUGCCUGACCUUCCUGCCCACAGUGACAAUCCUAUCCCAUUAUUUUUUACGGCGAAGGUCACUGGUCAUAGCCAUAUCCUCAACUGGAGAGGCCCUGUCCAUGUUCGCUCUUGCCCCAGGCUUCUCCUCAUUGAAGGGUUUUAUUGGCUGGCGUCACACAAUGUCAGUCAUAGGAAUCUUGCAAGGCACUAUCAUUUUUUGUGGCGCCGUGCUUCGGCCAAUCACUAUCAAACCCCAAAGAACCCAAGAGACAGAUACGGACAGAUCCUCCCUAAAGAAUGCAGAAGCCCAAAGCACACAUGGGAACACGGAUGAGGUCCAGUAUGUCAAAAUCAAUGGCUACAUAGAGGACAGGACUUUAUUAGAAAAAGAAGGAAGCACAGAGUUGCCCCUGGGUACAAAUGAAGAAGCUGAAGCUGGAAACAACCAUGGAGAGAAACAAGUGAUUAAAGGUGAUGAGAAAUGUACACUUUUGGACUUCUCCAUCCUCAAAGAGUGCAGCUUCAUCCUCUACUCGCUCUUUGGUCUGUUCGCCACACUGGGCUUCUUCGCCCCUCAACUCUACAUUAUUGAAUUGAGUGUGAGUCGAGGCGUUGAGCGAGAUCACGCCACCUACAUGCUCUCCAUAAUGGCUGUGGCUGAAAUCCUCGGUCGCUUUUUAAUUGGAUGGGUUCUAACACAGAAGCAAGUCCGGGAGAGGAAGCUCCUUGUCUUGCUGGUCUGUGUGAUUUUCAUGGCGGUAGAUCUGCUUGGAUUUACUCUGGUCACUGAGUUCUACGGCCUGGCAGUUUGCUGCUCAGUGUACGGGUUCUUUAUGGGGACCUUAUCAUGUACGCAUAUUCCUAUGCUGGCAGAAGAAGACGUGGUGGGCUUAGAGAGGAUGUCCGCUGCUGCUGGAGUCUAUGUGUUCAUACAGAGCUUUGCUGGACUUGCUGGACCCCCUCUUGGAGGUGUGUUAGUGGACAUUACUCAAAACUACGGAUCGGCCUUUUACUCCUGUGCGGCUGGCAUGGCGGUGAGUGCUGUGUUCCUGGGCUUUGUAAGACCUGCCAAGAGAGGACUACUGUGUGGGAAUAGGACUAGACAACCACACGAGGACACACAAAAUGAAGUGAGAGAGGACUUUAAGGAGAAUGCUGACGUGAACGAGGCCAGCUCACAUGAAGACUUGGAACGAUGUUAGCUCACAUUCAGACACGGACCGAGCGCGGGCGGCUUUUGCUUGACAGUGAGGAACAUCUUAAAAAAAAACAGUUGUGCCUUGCUUGCCCAAUAUACCGAGGUGUUUCUUCCUCGAGCAAGAAAGCACACUGUUCAAUUAGCCUUCAUCCAGAGAGGCUGUUGAAAUAGCCUUAAAGAACUGUAAUUACAUGCUGGACGUGCAUAACUUAAUGAUACCAGCGGUAAAAACUGUGAGGCCAAUGUAGCUGCCAAAACGAUUGCACAGACUCUGUAACAUGAACUCAGUUGAUUGUGUUAUAGAACACAUUUACCAAGCUCAGGAGAAAUGCGAUAUUGAAACAUUUAUUUUUGAACUAAGUGAUCUGUGCACUGUUGUGAGGCGUCAAAGAUCAACUAUUUUUGUAAUGAAAAAAUGUGUUCAGUCGCAAUAAAACAAAAGUGAACCUUUAAAUUAAAUGUUUCAC
Messenger RNA from Entelurus aequoreus (snake pipefish), 2195 nucleotides. Its product is annotated as monocarboxylate transporter 7-like. The transcript is spliced from 6 exons. Bases 161 to 1732 code for a protein of 523 amino acids. Gene Ontology annotation, biological process: transmembrane transport; monocarboxylic acid transport. Gene Ontology annotation, molecular function: monocarboxylic acid transmembrane transporter activity. Lineage: Eukaryota; Metazoa; Chordata; Actinopteri; Syngnathiformes; Syngnathidae. The record is from RefSeq and is a predicted model, not a curated record.